CCCGAGCGCACAUACAGAACUGUAGAUCUGUGGAAGUAGACGUACAAUGGAUCCCCAGGUUAGUUUUGUUGUUUUUUAUGCUAAAAAAAAAUUAUACAGGCGAUUGCUCUUUGGCAAAAAGCGACCUGAUUACCGCCCGUACGACCCUCAAACCUUCACAAAGACGUUCAACAUGGCCUCGUCGACGCCCACGCAAGCCCUCGUCAGGGUCUGCACGACGCUCGCCCCCCCCUCCAGCUGUCAAAUAACACUGACCAAUGAUGAGUGGGAUUUCGAGGCGCUCUCGCAAGUCUGCGGCCGCAAGUCCGCUGAAGUGUAUGGGUUGAUCCGCGACGACGAGUCCUGCCGGACGGUGUUGAAGGAGUGCCUCUCUGGUCAAAACGUCCGCAUGAUCAGCGCGGAUAUGACAAGGUACUUCUGGAGCGAGAAGUGCGAGGCCCCGGACGUGGACAUCUGCAUCGCUUCCUUAACAAACUUCCGGGCCAUGAUCGCGACUUCUCACUACUACGCGCCCAAUUAUAUGGGAAGCAUGACCCAGUACUCGUUCCCGGGCGGCCUGGGGGCGGCCAUCACCGCGCGCGAGCACCUCAAGUGUAUCUACCACCGCCUCCUCUCCAUGGUGCCCACCCACAACGAGGAGGCGCUCGCCACGGCGCGGGCCGGCAGCAUGAUCCACCUCGAGAGAGCCAAUGAAGCUGCCUCGAAGCACCUGGAGGACUUCGCGGCCAUGUUGGCGAACGGCGUGGAUCGCGCCGCGGCCAUCGAGUUGCUGAAGGUCCACGGCAUCAACCUCGAGGGCCACCAGGGGCGCCUCAAGGGCCCGCUCGUCUACCAGGCCAUGCAGGGCGCCUCCGAGAAGACGCAGAUCGCCAUCAUGAAGCACUCGGAGGGCUGGGGGAUGCCCCUGCCCGAGCCGGUCCGCCGCGAGCUCGCGCGCGUGCGGAUCUCUAGAAGCUACUGGUGGCAGUAGGCCGUGAGCGCGCGCGCGCGUCCCGCUUCGCCGCCCCAACAUGGGUUGCCUAAGAACCACUUUUCGUCGACCCACGUGUAGAUACUGGCGGCGCGCCUCGCCGGCGGGCGGCUGCGUCUGGGCGUCCGGCUACCGACGCCUAGGAGCAGGGUGGCUGGAGAGUGGGGCAGCUGCCCAAGCAAUCCCGCAGCCCCCGGCUCCGCCGGUCGCCUCGCUGCCGCGGGUCGCCAGAUGGACCGACUGUGCCGCAGCGCCGCGGCUGCGCCCUGAGGACGUCCACCAGCGACCGUCUUGGCAGAUUUUGGGCAAAGGAGAUUGUCUCUCGC
Molecule: messenger RNA, 1296 nt
Organism: Pelagomonas calceolata
Lineage: Eukaryota; Pelagophyceae; Pelagomonadales; Pelagomonadaceae
Source: the annotation of a GenBank genome assembly